Molecule: messenger RNA, 1728 nt
Organism: Lachancea fermentati
Lineage: Eukaryota; Fungi; Ascomycota; Saccharomycetes; Saccharomycetales; Saccharomycetaceae
Source: the annotation of a GenBank genome assembly
AUGCCUCCGGUGCCCAUUUAUGUGAAGGGAGGGGUCUGGUCAAAUAUAGAGGAUCAGAUUCUCAAAGCUGCUAUCCAAAAAUAUGGAACUCACCAAUGGAGUAAGGUGGCAUCGUUGUUGCAAAAGAAAACUGCGAAACAAUGUGAAUCUCGGUGGACUGAAUACCUGAAUCCAAAUUUAAAUUUCAAGGAGUUUUCCAAAGAAGAAGAUGCAAAGUUACUGGAGCUAUCUAGGAGACUUCCAAACCAAUGGAGGACGAUAGCUGAUAUUAUGGGAAGAACUGCGCAACUGUGUAUUGAUCGCUAUAAUAAACUUCUGGAGGGAGAUGAUGCUGAACUUGGUCUCACGUCUUCUUUAGAAUUACAAGUUGGUGACAUAAAUAUUGAUGCAGAAACAAAACCUGCUAAACCAGAUAAAGAUGAGCUUGAUGACGAUGAAAGAGAAAUGUUAGCUGAAGCUCGGGCGAGAUUGUUGAACACACAAGGGAAGAAGGCUACAAGAAAAAUCAGAGAACGGAUGCUAGAAGAAAGCAAAAGGGUUGCUCACUUGCAAAAGAGGCGUGAAUUAAAACAGGCCGGUGUUGAUUUCAAAAUCAAAGCUCCCAAAAAGAAGUAUGAUACGCAGAUUGAUUAUAACGCAGAUAUUAUUUAUGAGCAGGAACCAGUUGAAGGAAUAUAUGACACCUCACGAGAAGAUGAAAGGGCUGCAAGAGAUUUAGCCAAUUUCGAACGAUCGGUUAGUCGAAAGGGCCUUAACGACGAUAAGCAAUCAUUUACAAAAGGUGGCGCAUCAGAGCAAAAAAGGUCUCACGAGGAAGCAUUUCGAAUUAAAGCCGAGAAUACAUUCGUUAACAAUGAAUUGAAGAAACCAAAACUAGAACUUCCCGAUCCCCACUCUGUUACGACUGAAGACCUUCAGGCACAGAUUGAUACUGACAGACACCAAAUACUACAGCUCAAGCCAGAUUCUCAUAUAAUUGCUGAUUCCAGCCCAAUUAAAAAUACACAGAAAGAACCUUCAUAUUUCAGAAAACCUAAGAAAUCUAUAUUGUCUUUGUUUGCCAAACUUCCAAAGCCAAGGAACGAUUUUGAAAUUGUCUUGGAUGACGAUUCUGAUUCUGAGGUCAAUGAACAGGUUCUCGAAACUACAAAUUCCGAAAGCAAGGAGACGCAGUUAACUGUGGCAUCUCAAAACGUCGACUUAGAUGAUACAACAGCACGAAAAUCAAAGAUAAUAUCGAUGAGGAACGAUUUACCAUUUCCAGAACCUAUAGUUAACCCAAAGACCCCUAUAGAUAAAGAAUUUGUAAAGAUUUUGGUCUCAUCACUGGCUGGGACUCGCUUAGAAAUAGACUCCUCGUCUUCGAAAUUAAGAGAGCGGAUUGAAAGAAAAGUGUCGGAGGAUCUUGACCGGACUUCGACCAUCUACCAAGAAGUGACCGAAAAAUUGGUCAAGGACAGGAAAGAAAAUCCCGAGACAUUAAAAUCAACCAUUGAAAAUUACAACGCUCGUAUAUCUGCCUUGAAAGAAUCGCUCCAACGCACAAGCGAGCUUGAAGUUGAGAACGGCAAAGUAUCGAAUAAUGUGAUCAAGAAAACACUUCCUGACAUAACGCAACUUCAGCAGGAUUAUUUUGCACACUAUAGGAUGUAUCAAAAUGAAUAUUACGCCAUUGCUCAGCGUAAGCAGAAGUUACAAGAAUUAAUCUCUGAUGCCAGUGGUGCAUAA